Messenger RNA from Cherax quadricarinatus, 564 nucleotides. The record is from RefSeq and is a predicted model, not a curated record. NCBI's taxonomy places the organism in Eukaryota, Metazoa, Arthropoda, Malacostraca, Decapoda, Parastacidae.
GAUAAGGUAAAAAAAAUAAUUUAGGGCAUAGCACAUUCCUGCCAUUAAUUCCCUCCUCACCUUCGCACAUUCCUCAUGGAACAGGGAGAGAGAGUGGACCUAGUAGCGACCAGCGAAGAGGUGGGCCCAGGUGCUGUGAAUCAACCCCUGCAACUUCAAAUAGCUGCCCCUCUGCCCACACCUGGAGACCUGGUGGUGGCUGCCCCUCUGCCCACACCUGGAGACCUGGUGGUGGCUGCCCCUCUGCCCACACCUGGAGACCUGGUGGUGGCUGCCCCUCUGCCCACACCUGGAGACCUGGUGGUGGCUGCCCCUCUGCCCACACCUGGAGACCUGGUGGUGGCUGCUCCUUUGCCAACACCUAAAGACCUGGUGGUGGCUGCUCCUCUGUCCACACCUGGAGACCUGGAUACUUGGAGAGGGUUCGGGGGCCAACUCCCCCGUGGCCCGGUCUGAGAUCAGGCCUCGUGAGCGAAACAUUGUCAAGAAAGGAUCGCAUUAUACUGCAUCUAGCUCUUUCCAUUCUGUCGGUAUUUUAUACUAAUUCAUUUCACUGAGUAAACA